GUCACUUCAAAUCGAAUCACUACCUCGGUCAGACUGGAAACGAGUGCGACAUGGACGAUCUUUAUUCGUUUGGCAAAUACAGAUACAUUCCGGCUGAGCCGUUGAAGCGAUCGAUUUUUCGUACCGCAAAAAAUUUGUUGCUCGUUUUGUUUGCGACAGUGAAGUGUACGGUUUUAGGCGUUUUCAUACUGAUCAAAUCGCUGAUUUUGUUUAUAAUUCCGCGAUUUUCCAAAGAUAUCCAAAAUCAAGUGGCUCUGAUAACUGGCGGUGCAAAUGGGAUUGGUCGUGCCAUUGGCAUUGAAAUGGCAAAAUGUGGAUGCAAUGUUGCAAUUGCGGAUGUUGAUAUUGAAGGUGCACUUGAUACCGUGGAGGAGUUGCAUUUAAUGGGUGUGAAAGCAUUCGCAUAUGAGGUCGAUGUAGCAAACUAUGAGGAAAUUGUUGCGCUCAAAGAGAAAAUCAAGGCUGAUUUAGGUGAUGUUGACAUACUUAUCAACAAUGCGGGACUAUUACCCAGGGUUUCGCUAUUGCAAGCCAAUCCAGAGGAUAUUUUGCGUAUUGUUAAAGUCAAUUUGAUUGGAUACUUUUGGACGAUUCGAGUAUUUUUACCGGGUAUGAUAGCCAGACAGCGUGGCCACAUUGUUUCGAUUGCAUCAAUAUUGGCACAAGAGACAACCUGUCGGGCUAUUGCGUAUUCUUCAACGAAAUUCGGCGUUCGUGGACUAAUGGAUGGUCUUUAUGAUUUGGUACGAUUGGACAAUCACAAAAUAAAUGUGACAACCGUAUUUCCACCAUUGACAAAUACGAGGAAAGAUUUUAUUGAAACAUUCAUUGCCCAUGGCGGUCUGAAUCCCGCCUCCGAACUGACCUUUUACACACCACAAGAAGUCGCGGACGCAACUGUUGAUGGCAUUUUGAAGAACAAACAAUACGUGUCCAUACCAUCGGUCAUGAAACGAAUGAUCACAUUUCUAAACCUUUUGCCUGAAGAAUUUCAAAAUCUGAUUCGCGAUAAUUUCAAGCCAAACGUCGGACCGGCGAUCAAUGAUCCAAAACCAAAAUCAACUCAUUACAUGAUUGACAAUAACGGCACCAAAUGA
Messenger RNA from Sitodiplosis mosellana (orange wheat blossom midge), 1097 nucleotides. RefSeq names its product 17-beta-hydroxysteroid dehydrogenase 13-like. The transcript is spliced from 5 exons. NCBI's taxonomy places the organism in Eukaryota, Metazoa, Arthropoda, Insecta, Diptera, Cecidomyiidae. The record is from RefSeq and is a predicted model, not a curated record. Gene Ontology annotation, molecular function: oxidoreductase activity, acting on the CH-OH group of donors, NAD or NADP as acceptor. Bases 51 to 1097 code for a protein of 348 amino acids. Gene Ontology annotation, cellular component: lipid droplet.